This is a messenger RNA of Prorocentrum cordatum, 2161 nucleotides long. Lineage: Eukaryota; Dinophyceae; Prorocentrales; Prorocentraceae. The record is from the annotation of a GenBank genome assembly.
CCAAGGGAUUUCAAGUAUUCUCGGUGUGUGUGUGCGUGUGUGUCCUUAUCUGCCUAUCAAAGAGCGCGCAUCCCGAUCCGAACCCUUUUGGCUCCUGCCAUUGGGCUAAGGGUGUCGGGCGCAACUUCAGCUUGCAGUCAGUGUCGCCGCACGUGUGUAGCUGCAAAUAGACAUCGUACGUGCGGUCAUUGAUGAAAAGGCCAGUGGCUACCCUACCACAGCAAGCUGGUGGAGUCGAAACAAUCAUUGCCAAUGCAGUCCGCGCAGAGGCACACGCAACCGAUUUCUGGAAGUCAGUGCUAUCGUUUCCAGGUUUGGCUACUGACCUGGAGUCUUGGUUGAUAGAGCAGGCGCGCACACGCACCGGACUGUCGGAGCACAUCAAGCAGCGUGCGCGCGAAUGUGCCCAUGAAGCUCCCGUCGCCAAACGGCCUCGAUUGCGAAAGCCGCGUGAGCAAUGCCAGUCGAUUGGCGAGUGCGCGCAUGGCCUGCAGUGGCUUGCGCCGGCGUGGCAGGCUAUUGCUGUUUUCUUGCCCCUGCAGCAGCGGAUCGGAUUGAGGACUUGGUGUCGCUCGGCUAAGUCUUUGAAGUUCAGCAGCGAAGCAUGGAACCCAAUGUUCCUGGACCGAUCAAUGUGUGCACUGUUCUUGAGGCGCACACAGAAUCAACCCCAUCGCAGUGUUCGCAGUUACUUCCCACCUGGGUUUUUCAACGUUCGCGUUUUGAGCGUGGACUUGAUGGAGCCAGAUGACUUCAGUUCAGAGUCAGGAAGUUCAGAGUCGGAGGAUGGAAAUGCCGAGGCCGAUCGCAUUCAUUCUCCGAUGAUCAAUGCCAUAGAAGUUGUGUUAGAUCUGUUCAAGUCUUUGCAGCAACCUACGAUCACAAACAUAAAGCUCUUCGAUAUGGAGUGCGACCUGUUCGUGGAACCUCGCAUUCACACGCGAUUCCGACGGCAAGAAGUGACCCUCGCCAGUGGAGCGGGUGAGCCCACAGGACGAUUUUGGGCUUCCAACAUUGCGGAUCCAGUGGUCGUGGACGUUGGCGUCGCUGUGCGCGCGAACGCGGAGCGGUCGCCGUUGGGUUCCCCAGCGGCCUCCCAGCUGACACGAGCGGAGGCUCUUCUCCUCGCGGAGUUCCCUUUCUUGUAUAAGCACUCGCGUGGGGAUUGGUUCCAGAAGCGCAUACAAGAUGAGGACGAGAUGGAGCGUGAUGAGCGUUUUGUCUCUGGGUCCAACGCCCGCAAGAUGUACAAGAAGAGGAUGCAGUGGAUUGAUCAAGGUUGCCGGGCACCCCAGGAGAGCGACAUUGAUGACGAGGGUCUGACAGCAGGGGGAUCGACAUCCGAUACAGGCAUGUACCAGCCAUAAGUUGACUUUCAUCGCUGGGCGUGCUAGGUUGCUGGCUCACUCCUCAAAGACAGAGCAAGCGGAUUUUUGCUUCUUGUGUGGUGCGGGAUGGGAUGUACAUUUUUUUGUAUUCGUGUUGCGUCUACGGUUAAAACGUGAACCGUUUUGGCGUGGUGCCCCUUUGUUUUGAUUGCGCCAACAUCGCAGAGCGGAUGCCAUUCGGAAGACGAUCGGAUGGGCCUGGAGUGUGCUGGAGAAUAUCGCUCCGGAUUUCAAGGUGAAUUUCGUGGCGAUUCUUUUGGCCAGGAAUGAAGACUAAACAAACUUCACGCGAAAGUCACGUUUUUCCCAAACGCCGUUUCGGGGUAUUGCAACGGCAGUAAUCCACGCAACAAAUCCGCUGCAGCACGUCGGCAAGGUCGGUGCAGCGAGUGGCUGUUUGAAGCGCCAUGGCAGGGUCAAACCGCUGAGGAGCAACCCUGCCCACUCCGCUGGAAGGUGCGGAAAGUUCGGCCCACGCCGCUCCCCGCUGCCCACCCAGGAGGAGAAGAGGGUGUUCACAGUGCUUGCAGGUUCGCAAGCACGUGAUUGAGAGCGAACGUGGAUUACAACUCAGAUGGGUCCUUUUCGUCGGCACUGUAGGGCUCUGGUCACCCUGAACGUAGCCUCGACCCUUUCGAGCGUUGUGCUAAACAGCUGCAACGGAGUUUGUACGACAUAGCUUUCGGGCAAGAGGCGGGAGUGUUUGGAAGUGUUUGCAUGUCAUGCUCAAGUGGGUGCUCAGUUGUUUUGCAUUGUUCAGGGGCGUGGGGGCA